GUAUUGAUCAGUAAGAUUUAAAUACCCCUUGCCAGUUUCGCAAUCGGCUGUUCAUUGUUUGCUAAUACAUGUAGAGUAUUUUGCUGUUAUACAACAUGUGGUCUCGAUGGAAAUAAUACUUUAAUACUCAGUCUAAAAGAGAAUCAAAACUGAGAAUGGAUCCGCCAGCAGUUCAGCCCGUGAGUGCAGAGGAGGUGUUUAAGUCUCUUCCACCUCCAUCAUACGAAGAUAUUAUGGGUCACCAGGCGCAAACAUCGGCAAAAGCUAACAUCUCUCAGGAUGAGUUACCUCCCUUGGCAUAUAUUGACAUAAUGCCUAGAUGUCUUCACCCGGGAAAUAUGAAAGGAAAGAUUCCUCCUGAGUACGAUAAGUUCAGUACAUUAAUGGAAGCAGCAAAUCACUGGCUGCGAGGAAACCCAAACUAUGGCGUGUGGAAGUGUGAGACGGUGGAACGAAAGGUAGAACCAAGUGGACAGGUGGUGAUGGAGAGCAUGCUAUUCCACGAGGCCACAUACGGAUUUAAUGUCCACAUUAAUGGUAUAAGGUUGUGGUUAUACGCCUGUAACAACAAAUCAGCACCUCCGCAGCAACUGGGUCUUUUCAGUCGAGUGCCAGAUAAAGUACAAAUACCAGUCGCUUUCUACGGAAGACGACGUUUCCAUGGUCCAGCUUACAUACAUAAUGUAGCGUCAUACGAGGGACUCAGAACUACAAUGGACAAACUGAACGGAGAACUCACCAGUAACCCUGUAGGAGGAACUAUUUUGAAUGUGGAAUGUGCUGUGAUAAAAGCGGCGGAAGGAUUUGAAAAGUUGGACGUGGAUCCCGACAGUACAGUGUUUCAUGAAAAUGGAGGCAAAUCACGACGAUACACUCAGAUUCUCCGCAUAUUUUACGUCAUUGGAACUCCGGCAAAGGAAACUCUUGAAUUAAUAGAGGUGAUACCAAAAGUAACUCAACAACCGGGGAUGGGGACACCUGCAAAGUUUGAGUCAUACGCGGAAACGAUGGAUCGCCUUUCAAGAAAUCCCCCCUCAGAAGUUAGAGAAGGCCGGAUAGUCAAUAUACAAACACACCUUUCAAGAUAUAAAGAAAUAGGGGGUGAAGUUGAUGUUCUGUCCAACGAAACAGAUGACUUUGUCUCUGGUAUUUUUGAGAGAAAACAACUGCAGAUUAUUCGUAUCUUUAAAGUCCUGGGAAAUUCAACUAAACCCUUCCCAUCGUACAUUUCCUCCAAACUGUUUAUUCCCGUCCGCACUGGAGGCAGAUCGUUUGAAAAUAUGCCUCAGACCAUGUUCCGAAUCGAAGCCUGGUUACGAGUUACUGGUUUACCAGUUUACAGUGUAGAGACGGUGUCCUACCUCUUUAAAGAACACUCUCAAAUAGGUGUGGAUACCAGCAAAUCCAAUGUCGUCAGUCCUUCUGGGGUCGGGAAGCACUUCGUUACAGCGAUCAGGGUUUAUUUCUGUCAGCCCGUCCAGGAACCUGACCCCUCCCACCUACCCCUCGCGUUCCCAUGGACACCCUCCUCAGCGUCAUCUAGCUGUACCAUACUGUGAUACUUUCUUAUCAAUACAAUACUCAAUACACACUGUAAAUGUACAACCUCUGGCGAACAUGAUAGUCACUGUGAUACUUUCUUAUCAGUACAAUACUCAAUACACACUGUAAAUGUAUAACCUCUGGCGAACAUGAUAGUCACUGGAUUAUACGAAAGUUAUGUGUAGUGUACCUAUCUGUUUUGGCUGUUAUAUUUAUCAUAUAUCUUUUUAUAUACAAACAAAAUAAAAGUGAUUUUAUGUUAACAA
This is a messenger RNA of Ostrea edulis (European flat oyster), 1808 nucleotides long. RefSeq lists its product as uncharacterized. Bases 156 to 1559 code for a protein of 467 amino acids. The transcript has 10 exons. The record is from RefSeq and is a predicted model, not a curated record. NCBI's taxonomy places the organism in Eukaryota, Metazoa, Mollusca, Bivalvia, Ostreida, Ostreidae.